Messenger RNA from Solanum tuberosum (potato), 785 nucleotides. Lineage: Eukaryota; Viridiplantae; Streptophyta; Magnoliopsida; Solanales; Solanaceae. The record is from RefSeq and is a predicted model, not a curated record.
AAUGCUGCCAGGUCUUUUAGUGGCUUUGGCACUGCUGGUGAUACCACUGCCCGAAAAAAGGAAAUUGCUGCUUUCUUUGCCCAAACCUCCCAUGAAACUACUGGAGGAUGGGCUUUAGCACCAGAUGGACCAUACGCAUGGGGUUACUGCUUCAUUAGAGAACAAAAUGACCAGAGCGAUCACUGUACACCAAGUAGUCAAUGGCCUUGUGCUCCUGGAAGGAAAUAUUUCGGACGAGGCUCCAUCCAAAUUUCAUACAACUACAACUAUGGGCCAUGUGGAAGAGCCCUCGAAGUGGACCUUUUAAACAAUCCUGAUUUAGUAGCCACAGAUUCAAUUAUCUCAUUCAAAUCAGCUAUCUGGUUCUGGAUACCCCUCAAUCACCAAAGCCUUCUUGCCACGAUGUCAUCACUGGAAGAUGGCAACCAUCUGACGCUGACAGAGCAGCCAAUCGCCUCCCUGGAUUCGGUGUCAUCACAAACAUCAUCAAUGGUGGCAUAGAAUGUGGUCAUGGCAAUGACACCAGGGUCCAGGAUCGAAUUGGGUUCUUCAGAAGGUAUUGCGGAAUUCUUGGAGUUAGUCUUGGUGACAAUCUUGAUUGUGGCAACCAGAGUCCUUUUGGAAAUGGACUCUUAGUCGAUUCUAUGUAACAACUUUAUCAUCUGUUUGUUGUAGUCUCUUGCGGACCCAACUAUGAAUAAAUUUACUUAUGUAAUUGUGUUGUAAUCGUUUUUCAUUUUAAUAAACAAAGACUUUGUCCACGAUAGUGGAUAGUUCUACUUCUA